CAACACUAUUCACCUGUCUAGUUAAAAAAAAAAAAUUAAAAACGCGACUAAAAGAAAUUUAGGGAAGACAAGCACGACGGCGAUUGCUUCCUCCGAUCAGUCAUGCCAACUGGCGAUUGCUUCCAUUGUCAUCAGCCAGGUCACUGGGCCAACAACUGUCCUUUUAAAACCACUACGGAGCCCGCCUCCUCCGCUUCCCCGCCGGUCAUUCACUGCCCCUGCAACGGCGGACCUUGCAACAUUUUUACUUCUAAAACUGGGAAAAACCCAAACAGGAGAUUCUACAAAUGCCCAAUCCCAAGCUGUGGAUUUUUCAAAUGGUGUGAUGAAGUGAGUAUCAUCAAACCGGAGUCAAUCUCUGUUCACCCCACUUGCGCUUGUGGCGCUGGACCUUGUACAAGAGUAACAUUCAUCGAUGGACCAAAUGCUCAACGUUCUUACUUUGUUUGCUGCCUUAAGAAGAAUUUUGGGGCUUGUGGAUUCUUUCAGUGGGAGGAUGAUUUUCAAACUCAACCUCAACCUCAACCUGAACAAGUAGGGAAUGAUGGUUCUCCUUGUCCUACUUUGAUUGGACAUUCGGGUUUUGACUCUGUGGAUGAUGUUAGUUUGUUGUUACACGAGACUAGUUUGGAUUCUAAUGGUAAUGUAAAAAGGAGUAGACUUGGAGUGGUGGUUGAAACAGAUUUGAAUCCAAGUUCAUCUAAUGAGUCUACUCUUGGAAACAGAGUUGUUGGUAGAACUGCACAGCCUCUGAAAGAUAAUCUUCUAAUGAAUGCAGUCCCUAUGGGAAAAGAAUCAAUUCCGGUUUUUGCAGGUUUCAACAAUCGCAAACCGGUUUACAAUGGCGUAUCUGCCUCUGCAGAUGGCAGAAACCGAGGCACUGUCCCUUCAUUUGAUUUGAUUACAUUAUGUGAAGAUGCGGUUCACCUUGAGACGGACGAGCAAGUACUUCCUUCACUUGCCCCUACACACGUUGACCCUCAAGUAGAGUCUUUGCGUAGUGGUCUUUUCGGAUUCAACUGUAAAUCGAGUUAUGCAUCGGAGGACAAAACUGGUGUAUGUCAGAACACUAGCGAUUCAGUUUCGAAUGGCAAAACCAAUCCUAACCAUAAACAUCAACCAGAGCAUCAAUCUUAUGAAACCGGAGCCUCGUUUUCAGGUAGCUUCUCCUUGAUGGACCUCAUUGAGCAAUACAACUCAGAAAAGCUCCAUUUCAAGAGUGUUUCUUUGAAAUAUGUUGAUGCAUUGACUGCCUUUACGGGUUCGUACAAGCAAUUAGAGUCACUUCGUGAUAGAGCACAUAGUCUCAAGAAAGAGCUACGAGAUGUAGAGAAACAGGUGAAGUUUUGCGAGGCCGAGACAUCUGAAUUUGCAAUGAGUCUUCGAGAAGUUUCUGGUGAAAUGGUGAAAUUGCAGAAAAAGAUGGUUGAGAAAAAAGACGGCAGGGAAAGUGGCUAAGGAAGAGAGAGUUAACAAGCAAAGGGGUUUCACAGAUCCGUAGAUAAGAAAAUGAAGAUGAGGAUGGACUUGAAUGUUUAUAUAAUAUGUACAACUAUAUCGACUGAAGAUGAUGUAUGGUUCUGUAAAACUUAUGUACUAUUAUUUAGGGCUAAGCAUUUUGUUAAUUUCGCACAAUAUUAUCCUACUUCUGUAGUCUUUGCUAUUUUCGAAGCAAUCAAAAAUAAUUAUGUCGUA
Molecule: messenger RNA, 1695 nt
Organism: Camelina sativa (false flax)
Lineage: Eukaryota; Viridiplantae; Streptophyta; Magnoliopsida; Brassicales; Brassicaceae
Molecular function (GO): zinc ion binding; nucleic acid binding
Source: RefSeq, a predicted model, not a curated record